CAUGACCAAAUUUGACCAAUCCCAGCUGAGGACAGUUCGCCCCAGUACUCCUUCCCGCCAAUUUCGAAGUAGUAGGAAGGUAGUCAGCAAUACUAAACAUUCUGUCUCGUUUUCUGGUCAAAUUGAUGAAAUUUUUCCACUUUCUUUCCCUCUUAUUAUUUGGAACGAAUCUCCAAGGUCCUCGUGAAGAUGCUUGGGGAGUGUAUGCCGCAGAAUCCGCCAAGGAUGGGCGAGAGCAACGCCGAGAAAGGUUCCGAUGGCCGAAGCCCAAACAUCCUCACCAGCCCACCCAGUAGCAAAAAGCUGAAACAAGCGCGUCUUCCGUUCAAGGUGGUGUCCCCACUCAACGGACCAAUGUCUCCCAACACCCCAAACACAAAGAAGAGGAAGCACAGCAAUGAAGAAGUGGCUUCCCCAAAAACUCCCAAGUUGUCCACCCACUCCCCCUGCAAGUCUGCAGAAAAACUCGGCAACCAACAGCUGAAGGAAAAGCCCAAGACUUUGGCUACAGAGAACGCUGCCAAGUCUGCCGAGGAAGGAGAAAACGAAGUCAGCUCCAGUUCGGAGAUGUUUCCGGCUACAAAGUCGCCGGCAGUCAAGCUCGCCUCUAAGAACGAGAAGGCGAAGACUAUCGACAGUUUUCUGCAGACGACUCAGCAGCCGCUGGUGUCCACGUCAAACGAGGACGAAGUCAUGUCGAUCGAUCUGACCAUGACGGACAGUGAUGGUGAGGAAGAGACCACAGGUAAACAAGCUUCUCCCACAGGCAAACCUCAGGUGCAAGCCGCUGUUGCAGAGAGUUGUAUCAAAGGCCCCUCAAGUUUGCAGAAGAGUGAGGGAGGGUCAGACAUUCAAGAGUCAGACACCAUCAGCAUGGCCAUCGAGUCAUGCAUACAGAGCUCAACAGUAAGUUCUGUUGAGGUGACGAAGACUUUGGCUGAGGAGGAAGUUGUUGUGGUCAGCAAGACUGACCGCUCUCCGGACAGCUCCAACAACAAGGCAGUAUCCAGUACAGCUUCUCCUGUACUGAAGGAAAGUAGUCCAGCAUCAAGGUCCAUUCUAGACAUGUUCAAAUACACAGAUGACAAAAAAGCUGAGACAAACAAGGACUCACCAGAGGAUAAAGAAACACCAUCACAGCACAUGGCAACGCAGCCUGCUAGAGAGGAUGAAGUAGAAGUUAUCAGUGUUGUUUCUGGCAAACCUGAAGGAUGUACCAGUAAGAACAGCCCCAACAAGAGUACGACAGGAGAAGAAGCUUCCGAGAACAAGAUAACAUCGCCUCCAACACCGUCCUUCACAUCGCCAAAGGGACCAUCCACCAAGCCAAGGGUCAAGACUCCCAAACAGCUGGCUAAGGAGGCAGAGCUGCAGAGGAAAAGGGAAGAAAAGGAGAAAGAGAAGCAGGAGAAGCUGAGGCUUAAGGAGGAGGAGCGGGCGGAGAAGGAGCGACUCCGCUCGGAGGCCAGGAGACAGAAGGAACUGGAGAAGGAAGAGCUCAGGAAGAAGAAAGAAGAAGAGAAGCGACAGAAGGAAGCAGAGAAGCAGAAACUGAAGGAGGCAGAGGAGAAGGAACGGCAGGAGAAACUCAGGAUAAAGGAGGAGGAAAGGAAGAAAAAACAGGAAGCCAUUGAGGCCAAGUUAGAGGAGAAGAAGAAAAAAGAAGAGGAAAAACAGAAACAGGAGGAAGAAAAGAAGAAGGUGGAAGAAGAAAAGGCACGCAAGCAACAGAAAGUCAAAGCUGCCUUCCAGAGCUUCUUUGUCAAGCCCAAGUUUGACCCAGCUGAACCAAAGGAGGAGCAGCAACCUGUGGGGGCCUUCAUGCCGUUUGAGGUGAAGAAGGACAUGAAGCUGGCUCCACUCGUCCGAGUGGAGAACCUUGAUCUCACCAGGGUGAACGAAGGGCUACAGAAACAGAGCUGUACUGAGCUGUAUCUGGAUGAGUUAAAGAAUCAGUACAUCCCAAAGACUGGUGGACGAACCUUCCCUAGACCCAAUCCUGACAGUGUGCCCUUCCUGCCCAGUGAGGAGGCUGAUGAUGUGAUGGUUGUGGAGCCCACGCCAAAGACACGACACGUUCACAUGAAGCUGCUACAGUUCCAUGAGAACUACCGCCCCGCGUACUACGGCACCUGGAACAAGACAUCCAAACAACUCAACCCAAGGAACCCCUUCAAGAAAGAUGAGGACCUGUUUGACUAUGAGUUUGACAGUGAUGAUGAAUGGGAGGAAGAGGAGCCGGGAGAAAGCAUCUCCCACUCCGAGGGUGAGAAGGAUGACAGCGAUUCUGACGCAGACUCCGACCUGGAGGACUUCUUCGUGCCCCACGGCCAUCUGUCAGAGGAUGAGGGCUGUGAGGAUGAGGAUGAGCCCUCCAGCCCCAGUGCCCGUAAGGCUAAAGAGCUGGCCAGGCAGAGAGCGUUCGAGGCAGACAGGAAGAAACAGAUGAAGUACAUGAGGGCUGUUGUGAUUGGCUGUCUGUGGUCAUGUGAUAGUGCCAAGGACAACCAAUCAGACAUGAGGAGGAUGCUAGAGGAAUACAAGGUGUGUGCCUUUGCCUCCAUGCCCAUCCACGUGGCAGGCCCAGAGGAGAGCGUAGCGGCCGUGGACAGAACCCCCAAACAGAAAGUGAAGCGCCAGGCACAGCCUGUUCCUGAAGAAGCCUUCCCCGACCUGAUCCGCCUGAUGCACGGGAAUGCGAAGGGCAUCAAGUCUCUGGUGCGGGAGUUCCGAGAGUUCUGGUACCUCAAGCAGAGGGGGGAGAAGAGCGAAGGGUCGGGAAACAAGACGGAGGACAAGGGAGAGAGCAGUGCAGAGGUUGCCAUGGAAACAACAGAAACUGUGCCAGCAGGAACUGAUGUGGAGAUGAAGGAGUCUGACAGCGCGAGCAACCAGAGUGGGAGCAACGAAACAUCAGGGCUCCAAACUGGUUCAUCUGUCCCAGAAGCGGUUGUACCUUCCCCCACCACUGUUCCAGAUCGCCCAGAAGCCGCCGUGCCGUCCCCAGCGGCAGUCCCGGAUCCCGCCUUCUCCCAGAACAAGUACAGCAUCUCCAAACGGCAGCUGGAGAUGACCAUGAUGGCCAUCGCAGUCAGGGAGAAGCGCCAAGACUACCACAAGACCUGCUGGUACGUCCACCAGGAGGUCCAGACCAAGUACAGCAUCACCGACCUCCCCUUCCCCAACAAGUGGACAUAUGUCACCAAGCAGAAGUCAGACAGCCCCAAGUCUCAGGGAGCGACGCCCGGUUCCUCCGGUGGAGCCAAGAGGGACACCCCCGCGAAAGACGAGCGUCCGGUCACGCCUUCGGUCCCCGUCUCGGCUGCCAACAUCCGGCAGUUUGUCCAGCCGAUGUCCCCCGCCGCGCUCUUCAAAAGUCCUCAGCAGAAGGAACCAGAGAAGGUGCCGAUAAAUCCCACUACCUCGCCCGGGCCGGCAGGCAUCCUCAACUUCUUCAAGAAGGCGGGCAAGGUCAAGGAGUCAGGGAAGGAGGACGCAGGGUACCACGCUGAUUCGGAAGACGAUGACUGCAUGAUUAUUGAGGAGACAAGCACACAGGAGAAGUCGGUACCCAGUCAGUCUUCAGGCGCUGUGUCCGGCUCAGGAAACAAUUCCUGUCUCCUCAAGGAAGGUUCUGAGAAGGAUGUAGAUUCAAAGGACCUACAAGAAAAGGAAGGGGCUCCACAAGACGUCAUCCUUGUCCAAUCUCAGACCUCUGUAGAGGAGGAGGCGAUGGAAGUCACUCCUCAGUAGCACAUCCCUUCCAGAACCCUGGAUUACCGGCAAUCUUGGAAACCUAUCUGUCAUAUGUAUCUUCAAAAUAUGUUAUUUGUGCAUUUGAUGCUGACGCUUAGUUACAAAGCAUGCACCGGAUAUGUGUGAAGAAGAGAAACUUAGAUAGGUAUGGGUACAGCUAUUGAUAAAAGAAAAUAGGGUGUGUAGUAGUGAUUGUGAUGUGCUAGAUACUUAUAAUGAUGCCUUCAAGAAGCAAAAUCUGCAUUAAUAUGUUUUUUGUAGAAACAAUGCAAUAUACAUGUAUUGGUGCUGUCUUCUUUUGUAUAGUAUAUACUAGUCCAACAAACAAUAUGACAGAAAAUAUAAUGGAAAUGUUGAUUGAAGUCCAUCUAAUGCAGUACAUACCCUAAAAGCUGUUCAUGUAUGCUUCUAAGUGUGCAUGACAAGUACUGAGAAGUGUUGCUGUUUUGACGUUGUACAUACAUGUUUGUAGAUGAUACUGAGAAUUAACUGAAAUAGUCAGAUUCCUAUUAACCAGCAAAUAUAUUAGAUAGAACCUGUACAUUAUUCAGAAAGAUGUCGUCUACAUGGAAAAUGAUCAUAUUUACAUCUAUUACUAUUAGCUUCUCAGGAUUUUGAGUACUGGUCAGUGAUAACUACAAGAAGAUAUCUUUAUGUCAAAUUAGUUAUGUGAUGUGUUUGCAAAUGUGCUAGAUAAGGGCAAGAAACAUAGACAAUUACUUUAACAUCACAACCUGGCAUUUUGAAGAAGAAAAAAUAUUUCUACAAGAAAGCUUAUUCUGAUUAAGAUGUGAAUAACUCAUGAAGAAGACUCUCUUCUGGUUGCUUCAAGGGAAGAAGUGAUGCUCAAGUUCAUUGUAUGAUACAUUUUGUAACAGACUACUAGAUUAAUGUCAGUCCAUAGUGCACCUUAUACUUACAGACUAUUUUGUACUGGGCAGUUAAGGGAAUGGAAGCAUUUUUAACGCUCAGGUUACAUGGCAAACUUUGAGUUUCUUCUAACAUAUAUGACAUACCCAAAGAUAUGAGACCAGUUCCUUGUCCAUAAAGGAAUGUCUGUAAUAGAUAGGCACUUGAAAUGUGGUAAAAUGGCUUUUAGAAUAAAGGUUUGAUCUUCAA
Molecule: messenger RNA, 4875 nt
Organism: Branchiostoma floridae (Florida lancelet)
Lineage: Eukaryota; Metazoa; Chordata; Leptocardii; Amphioxiformes; Branchiostomatidae
Product: chromatin assembly factor 1 subunit A-B-like
Exons: 18
Coding region: 190-3753 (1187 amino acids)
Biological process (GO): nucleosome assembly
Cellular component (GO): nucleus; CAF-1 complex
Source: RefSeq, a predicted model, not a curated record